This is a messenger RNA of Morchella importuna, 1356 nucleotides long. RefSeq lists its product as uncharacterized. The record is from RefSeq and is a predicted model, not a curated record. Lineage: Eukaryota; Fungi; Ascomycota; Pezizomycetes; Pezizales; Morchellaceae. Gene Ontology annotation, biological process: microtubule-based movement; microtubule cytoskeleton organization. The coding region runs from base 1 to 1356 and encodes 451 amino acids. Gene Ontology annotation, cellular component: centrosome; cytoplasmic dynein complex. The transcript has 9 exons. Gene Ontology annotation, molecular function: dynein heavy chain binding.
AUGGCCCGCUCCGGCGGUUUCAAUGAGCGUCCAGCUUCCGCGAUGUCUGCUGCUUCUUCUAAUGAGUCGGAGAAAGACGACAUGUGGUCAUCCAUGCUGUCCUCUGUUGCUUCUUCGAAAAGGCUACCUCAAAAGUCCAUCCUGGUUUUAGGAGGAUCAGCCGAUGGCCAAAAAGAGUUUGUUGAAUCCUUAGGUGUUGGUGGGGCAGGAUCCGGAGGUGGACACAGGAAGACCGAUAAAAGACCACCAAUUGCAAACGCGUUUGCCCUCGGAUACACUUAUCUGGACGUCCUGGAUUCUGACCACGAAGAUGUGCUUGCCCGGCUCGGAGUAUACCUGAUCUCGGAGCCAACACCAUCAUUCAUCCCGCUUCUACGUCCCCUAUUUACCGCCGCAACCCUCCCAGAAACCCUCAUAGUCAUUUUGCUUGAUUGGUCCAAACCUUGGGAUUGGAUGCGGGAGAUAAAAACCUGGGUUCGGCUAGUUCGAGGUAUCUUUACUAGCUUGGAUGACGAUUGCAGGAGGACCCUAGAUGAAGUUACACAUGCCUGGGAAACCAGGAGAAGCACACAUACUGAUUCUGGGGGCGGUGGGGUUGGGGAAGUAACAAUCCCUCUUGGGCCGGGAGAGUUUGAUGAACCUAUCGGUUUACCAUUAUGCGUGGUUUGCCAAAAUGCCGACAAAAUUGAAGUGUUAGAAAGAGAACGUGGGUGGAAGGAGGAAGAAUUCGACUUCGUUCUUCAAUUUCUGCGGACAAUUUUACUGAAGCAUGGGGCAUCAUUAAUUUAUACUACACCUUCGGCGCCGUCUCCAAUCCGGCCAUUGAUAUUUUCGCUUCUCUCUAUCCAAUCGCCACAACGUCAACAAGUUCUUAAACACAAUGUAAUUGAGCGUGACAAAGUUCUUGUGCCCCCUCACUGGGACUCGUGGGAACCGGAGAGCGAAGGCGGAGCAGUAGAGGUUUAUGAGGAUGUGAUCAAGGAAUCAAAACGCGGCGAUACAGAGGGAAUUGCGCUGCUCAACAAGAAUGGGGGUAGGGUGAUCGAAGUCCCAGCAGUUGAUACGCAGGAAUUUCUCGCCACCCAACUAGAGGUCCUGGAAGCUAGAGCAGCUGAGGAAAAAGCAGCUCGGGUGGCAAGGAAGACAAAAACAAUCAGAAUCAUGGAAGUCGAUGCUGAAAACAUGUUGGAAAGAUUAAAGGAGAGAGAAGCUAGCAGGGCUUCGGAUAGAGAGCCUUCUUUGGCUAGUCAGGGUGGAGGUGAUGGCAAGAGUCAAAAUGAGGUCUUAUCAGCAUUUUUUAACUCUCUCAUGAAGAAGAAAGGCACACCUGCAAAGGGAGCCUCUCCAGGAUCAUGA